Messenger RNA from Neltuma alba, 768 nucleotides. RefSeq names its product glycine cleavage system H protein, mitochondrial-like. NCBI's taxonomy places the organism in Eukaryota, Viridiplantae, Streptophyta, Magnoliopsida, Fabales, Fabaceae. Gene Ontology annotation, cellular component: mitochondrion; glycine cleavage complex; cytoplasm. Gene Ontology annotation, biological process: glycine decarboxylation via glycine cleavage system; protein lipoylation. The record is from RefSeq and is a predicted model, not a curated record. Bases 77 to 556 code for a protein of 159 amino acids. The transcript has 4 exons.
AACCUCUGUUUCAGUUUUAUAUUUCUCUCCCUAACCAGAGGCUCACACUCACAAUUCCAACAUCAGAUUCGUACUAAUGGCGCUCAGAAUGUGGGCUUCUUCUACUGCCAAUGCCCUCAAAAUCUCUUGCGCUUCUCGCCCACAUCUCGCCAGAUGCUUCUCCACUGUGUUGGAUGGAUUCAAGUACGCUUCUUCCCACGAAUGGGUCAAGCACGAAGGCGCCGUAGCUACAGUUGGAAUCACCGACCAUGCCCAGGACCAUCUGGGAGAGGUAGUAUUUGUGGAUCUGCCAGAAGCAGGUGGCUCAGUGUCUCAAGGAAGCAGCUUCGGAGCAGUUGAAAGUGUUAAAGCAACCAGUGAUGUUAAUUCUCCCAUCUCAGGCGAGAUUGUUGAGGUUAACACUAAGCUUUCUGAAGCACCUGGCCUGGUGAACUCAAGCCCCUAUGAAGAGGGUUGGAUGAUUAAAAUAAAGCCCAAGAAUCCAUCUGAGUUGGACUCCUUGAUGGGUGCGAAGGAGUACACAAAGUUUUGUGAGGAAGAAGAUGCUGCACAUUGAAGUUUGAACUUUGCUGUUGCUGGCUACUCUUGGGACUAACUCUUCUUCACAUGUUUAUGUACCCUUUGAUCGGUUUUUGUUAUUAAGCGCCACGGAAUUAUAUUGCUCCUCUCAUGAUUUCUCUCCCUUCUAAUUCUAUUACCACUCUGUCACUAAAAUGCCUCUGCUUAAUUAACAUGUUUCUCUCUAUUGCAUAAUCCAAAAGACCAAUA